AUGGACCGCCUCUUGCUGUCCCGCCCCCCGAUGCCCACCCCCGUCCACGGCGCUGCCACGGCCGCAGAUGGCGACCUCCUCGAGCUCGACGUCCUCUGGCCCGCCUCUUCAGCUCCGGGACUCCUCGCCGCGCUUCCCGAUGAUGAGGCUAAGAAGAAGCAGAAGCGCGCGGGCGGCCCUGCCGUCCGAUCCGCCGCGCGCGCCGUCCCGGAGAAGGCCGCGUUGACCCCGUCUUCGGCGGCGAGGUCGGCUCCGGUGCGCAUACCUUCGGAUGCUGCGGCGCGGAGAGGGAGGUGGUCCCACGUCGUCGUCGGCGGCGACGACGGGGACGCCAUGGUCCCGCCGCACGAGAUCGUCGCGCGGCGCGCGGCAGCGCACAGCUCCGUGCUGGAGGGAGCCGGGAGGACGCUCAAGGGCCGCGACCUCCGCCGCGUACGCAACACCGUCCUGCGCCGCACCGGCUUCCUCGACUGA
Triticum turgidum subsp. durum (durum wheat) is the source of this 474-nucleotide messenger RNA. The record is from the annotation of a GenBank genome assembly. Lineage: Eukaryota; Viridiplantae; Streptophyta; Magnoliopsida; Poales; Poaceae.